This is a messenger RNA of Pimephales promelas (fathead minnow), 1482 nucleotides long. RefSeq names its product carbonic anhydrase 4b (gene ca4b). Lineage: Eukaryota; Metazoa; Chordata; Actinopteri; Cypriniformes; Leuciscidae. Gene Ontology annotation, cellular component: plasma membrane. The record is from RefSeq and is a predicted model, not a curated record. Gene Ontology annotation, molecular function: zinc ion binding; carbonate dehydratase activity.
GCGCAGUUAUAAAAUCUUCCACUGAUGAAUCCCAUCAUAAAAUACAUUCUCUCCCUUUAGCAGGAUUGAUCUUUCAGGGGGAUUUUUUUCAAUUCAAAUACUAAGGAUGAAUGUGCUCUAUCUUUCCAUUCUUACUAUUUUAUGCAGGUUUGCUUCAAGUGCAGACUGGUGUUAUCAGUCCCAAGUAACGUGCAACAACACGUGUGUAGGACCGGAUAAAUGGGCAACCGUUGCCAAAAAUUGUGGAAAUAGAAAACAGUCACCCAUUAACAUUGUAACAAAGAACACUUCUGCCGACAGUCAUCUGACCCCAGUGCAGUUUACAGGCUAUCAAGAGAUUAUCAGUGGUGUCCUUACAAACAAUGGACACACAGUGCAAUUGAAUCUUCCAAAUGGAGCAAAAAUUAACGGGGCCAAUUUAGGAUCCACGUACAAAGCUCAGCAGCUUCACCUGCACUGGGGCAAGAACGGUGGACCUGGAUCAGAACAUACAAUAGAUGGAGAGAAAUACCCUAUGGAGCUGCACAUUGUACACAUAAGAGAUAAUUACACCUCCGUGGAACAAGCCAUUGGCGACCCUUCUGGGGUGGCUGUUCUUGGAUUUUUUUAUGAGGAAUCAGACAAUGCCAAUAACAAAUAUGAAGCCAUCAUAAAUUCUCUGAAAAAUAUUACACACCCUGGCACCAAUGUGACACUUGGAUAUGUAUCAUUGGACAUGCUUAUCCUCCCCCAUGAUGAAUUGGAGAAGUAUUAUCGCUACGAGGGGUCUCUCACCACACCAGGCUGCUCUGAAGCUGUGGUCUGGACAAUAUUUGAGAAAACAAUACCACUCAGUAAAGAACAGCUUUCUGUAUUUUCAAACUUGAUGUUUUCUGAUGGGACUGCCAUGGUAAACACGUACCGGCCCGUUCAGCUGCGGUAUGGACGUAAGGUGUAUUAUUCUAGGAGUUUUGUUUUUUGUGUUAGCACUGCCUUAUUGAUCAGCUCUGUUUUCACAUCACUCUAUGUUCUCACAGUCUGAGGCUGUGCUUUUGGGGUACUGCUCGAAACAAGUUUUUUUUUUUUUUUAAAUAAUAACUUAUGAAUUCAAGACAAAUCAAACUUUAUUGAUGUUCAGCUAUACUAUUUUCUAACAUAAAAUGAACCUAAAGCACACCCCACAUCAGAGGCCUUCUCGAAUGAUUUAUACAAAAGUCAUAAUUGAACUGAUAUUGUUGAAAAAACUGUUGUAUGAAACAUUAUUUAACUGUGUCUGUUAUAAGAAUGUAAAAUAUAUAUUGUGCUGUUUUGACAUAUUUGUGGAAACGAUGUGAAAAAGGACAUGGUUUGACACUGCAAAUAUAUAGAGGACAGAAAUACAGUUCACAUGAGACAAUACUUAAGAAGCCUUUUGGGGGAUUUAUUGUAAAUACUAAUUUUUUUUGUCUGUAUUGUUCUAAUUGUAAAACAAAAAACUAAAUAAAAUAAAUAAAUGGUCUAACA